AUGUUGUUUCCAACUUUAUAUCAACUCGCCGCCAAGUCAGUUGCUCAACAAAUUUAUAGCGAUAGCAUUUCAAUCGAUUUCAUUUUCGACAUAAAAUCCAGCAAUGGAGAAUUCAGACAGCUUUUAGAAUUGGACCCGAAAAAUAUUGAAAAAUUAAAAACCCACAAAAAUCAGCUAUCAACACUAACAGAACUGGAUUUAAGGAAAUGUAAAAUUGAUAAAAGAGCAUUGAAUUUGAAAAGUUUCAGAUUUAAUGCACUGGAAUUCGGAGAAUUGUAUCAUUUGAAAAAGGAAUUCCCAGAUCCAACGAAUAUUCAUGGAAUCGACAUUGUGAGUUUGUUGGAGAAAACACUGAAUGAAAUUACACAAGAAAAGAUGGUUCAUUUGGGAUUUUCUGGCAAGGAGGAGAUUACAAUUGAUUGGGAGGAAAAGGUGACCUGUUUGAAGUUUUCUUGA
Molecule: messenger RNA, 456 nt
Organism: Caenorhabditis briggsae
Lineage: Eukaryota; Metazoa; Nematoda; Chromadorea; Rhabditida; Rhabditidae
Exons: 3
Coding region: 1-456 (151 amino acids)
Source: RefSeq, a predicted model, not a curated record